Molecule: messenger RNA, 624 nt
Organism: Zygotorulaspora mrakii
Lineage: Eukaryota; Fungi; Ascomycota; Saccharomycetes; Saccharomycetales; Saccharomycetaceae
Gene: YRB1
Product: Ran GTPase-binding protein YRB1
Exons: 1
Coding region: 1-624 (207 amino acids)
Biological process (GO): protein import into nucleus
Cellular component (GO): nuclear pore; cytoplasm
Molecular function (GO): GTPase activator activity
Source: RefSeq, a predicted model, not a curated record
AUGACCGAAGAGACUACCACUAAACCAGUUGAAGCAAAGACGGAGGAAUCUGCUCCAAAGCCACCAACCUCAUCAGUUUUUUCUAUGUUUGGCGGUAAAAAAGCUGAAAAGGCGCAUGCACCAGAAACUGCAGAGGAGACUAAGGAGGAAGAAAGCAAAGAGCCUUUUACUAAGAAGGAUGAGGACGAAUCACCAGAAUCACCAGAUGUUCAUUUUGAACCAAUUGUUCAUUUAGAAAAGGUUGAUGUUAAAACUUUUGAAGAAGAUGAAGAGGUGUUAUUCAAAGUCAGAGCAAAGUUAUUCAGAUUCGAUGCUGAAGCUAAAGAAUGGAAGGAAAGGGGCACUGGUGACUGUAAAUUCCUUCAAAACAAAUCAACGAAGAAAGUUAGAUUACUUAUGAGAAGAGACAAGACUUUAAAGGUCUGUGCUAAUCACUUGAUCGCUCCCGAAUAUGUUUUAAAGCCAAAUGUUGGUUCAGACAGAUCAUGGGUUUAUGCAUGUACUGGUGACGUGUCAGAAGGUGAAGCUGAACCUUUCACAUUCGCGAUUAGAUUCGGCAGUAAAGAAAAUGCUGAUAAAUUCAAGGCAGAAUUCGAAAAAGCUCAAGAAUUAAACAAAAAAUAA